Molecule: messenger RNA, 1214 nt
Organism: Balaenoptera acutorostrata (minke whale)
Lineage: Eukaryota; Metazoa; Chordata; Mammalia; Artiodactyla; Balaenopteridae
Product: cytochrome c oxidase assembly protein COX11, mitochondrial-like
Exons: 1
Coding region: 1-816 (271 amino acids)
Cellular component (GO): mitochondrial inner membrane
Molecular function (GO): copper ion binding
Source: RefSeq, a predicted model, not a curated record
AUGGGAGGGUUCUGGCGUACGGGAUGGAGGCGUGUGGCUUUCUGCGGCUGGCUCUGGAACCACCCUGGGAACCCGACCAGGGCUGCGGAGAGGGUAGAGUCUUGUCUCAGGUCGGGGAGGAGCGGGACAGGGGGUGCUGAGAGGGAGCUGAGACGGCUCGGGACAUGGAGGCGCCCGAGCUUGGCGGUGCAGCCGCCGCGGCGGCCGAAGAGCACGAACCCCUUCACGCGCGCACAGGAGGAGGAUUGGCGGCGGCGGAACAAGACCAUCCUCACGCAUGUGGCCGCGGCGGCCGUGGGCAUGCUGGGGGCGUCCUACGCCGCCGUGCCCCUUUACCGGCUCUACUGCCAGACUACUGGACUUGGAGGAUCGGCCGUAGCAGGUCAUGCAUCAGACCAGAUUGAAAACAGGGUACCUGUUAAGGAUCGCAUCAUUAAAGUCACCUUUAAUGCAGAUGUGCAUGCAAGUCUCCAGUGGAACUUUAGACCUCAGCAAACAGAAAUAUAUGUAGUGCCAGGGGAGACUGCACUGGCAUUUUAUAAAGCUAAGAAUCCUACUGACAAACCAGUAAUUGGAAUUUCUACAUACAAUGUUGUACCAUUUGAAGCUGGACAGUACUUCAAUAAAAUACAGUGCUUCUGUUUUGAAGAACAAAGGCUUAAUCCACAAGAGGAAGUAGAUAUGCCGGUAUUUUUCUACAUUGAUCCUGAAUUUGCUGAAGAUCCAAGAAUGGUGAAUGUUGAUCUCAUCACUCUUUCUUAUACUUUUUUUGAAGCAAAGGAGGGGCAUAAGUUGCCGGUCCCAGGCUAUAAUUGAAGUCAGAACUAAGUCCUGCUUCAAAUUUGUGAUUUUUGAAAAAUCAUGUAUCUUCUCAGAGGAGAAAUAUUUACAAUAAUGUGAAGCCUUCUAUUUUAAAUUUUACAUACUUAUGGUUCUUUUUUCCCAACUAAUUUACCCAACUUACAAUGUGUAACUGUUCAAAACCAUACUUAGAGUUUAAGUAGUAUUAGAAGAAACUGCUUUGUUUCUUAAAUAUGUUGGCAUGGACUUGACGGUUCAGCUUAAUUCACUGGUCGCCUUUCAAUUUAUGAGCACUUCAUACUUGUAGCAAUGAAGUUUUAUUAUUAUUUCUAGAAUAGUUGUUUACUACUUUCAUUACGAACAGUCACUAUUUUAAAAGCUCAAAAUGGAAGAGGAAUCACUAAGCCCUAACA